Perkinsus marinus ATCC 50983 is the source of this 288-nucleotide messenger RNA. RefSeq lists its product as hypothetical. The transcript has 3 exons. The record is from RefSeq and is a predicted model, not a curated record. The coding region runs from base 1 to 288 and encodes 95 amino acids. Lineage: Eukaryota; Perkinsozoa; Perkinsida; Perkinsidae.
AUGCUUCCGGAGGAGGAAGCUAAGGCCAUCAAUAUGGAUGACAUAUCAUGUUUUGAAGGGUGCCCAUUCGUCACCACUGCGUGGAGGUCUGAGGAUCCCAGUGUGAGAGUAAUGUUUGAUGCCUCUGGUAUAUUCGCAUUAACUCUCAUGAAACGUAACGCUCAGCUCCUUGAGGUGGACAUUGCCUCAAAUCAACUCACUGAUGCCUGCAUAAAUAGUCUCAUAGACCUCUUGGCGGCAUGUCCGAGUGAGCCAUGUUCUUCUAGACUUGGAUUAUCUCAAAUGUAG